AUUCCACCACCCACUCCAUCAUAAAUUUGUAGCUCUGAACAUGGCUUUAGUGGAGGAGGAGUUUUGUAACAAUAAAACAAUUACCUAUUUCAUCUCUGAUAUCAAAGAUUGAUUUUUUCCAGCCAUGUUAGGGAAGAAACCUCGUAUAAUGAUUGGAAAAUUGUCUGAGUUAUUGGUUUCUGGGAAUAAACCCGGGUUUUUGGAUGUUGCUACAAGCCCCAGAAGUCCAUUAGAUGUCAAGACUCCAUCACCUAGAGGUUUGAAGAGAUAUGAUGUUGGAGGGGUUGGACUAGGAAUCGUUGCCGCACUGGAGAAGUCUACUACUGAUUCCUGCAGGCAUUCGAUUUGCAGCUCAAAUUUGAAUCGAUCAAAUGCAAUUGUUGUCAAUUCUGGCCAGAAUUGUGAUAGAUUUAGAGGAAGAUACGAGGAUUUAGAGAUGGAAAGUUUGGAGGAUUAUACUUAUGUGACAAGCCAUGGACAUGGCAAGUCAACUACAAAGGUGUAUUAUGAUGGUAGUAGUACUGGACAUGACAGAAACGGGUUUAGUGCUUUUAAGAAAACCCCAGUGGCUAGAUUUGUGGAAGAUGUUUCGUACCCAACUUCAGAUUUUCUCAGUUCUUGUCACCUAUGCAGGAAAAAGCUGCAUGGCAGAGACAUAUACAUGUAUAGAGGGGAAAAAGCCUUUUGCAGUUCAGAGUGCAGAUCAACGCAAAUAAUGAUGGAUGAGAGGAAAGAACAAUGCAGAUCAGAAGCUUCGAGAUCUGCAAAAGUUUCAUCGUCCCCUCGUGAUAAUACGGGGGAAAUCUUCUCAACUAGGAUUCUUGCAAUUUAGUCUGAAGCAAGCAGCUUAUGAUUUUGGUAGCGAAGACUGUCCCCUUCAUAUACAAUUAAAUCUCUAGGAAAAUACCAUACGGUUAUGAGGACUAAUAAUAACUUUAAUUUCCCAAUGUCAAUUCAGAAACGAAAAAAACAGAGGAAAUUUUGGUCUAGUUGGUAGAGUUGGGGAAUAUGCUGUAAGGAGAAAUAUGAAGUUUGAUAAGAAAUGAACAUCAACUUGUAGUUUCCAUUUGAUUUUUGAGGCCUUUCUAUUUGUUCAUUAGAAAGUUAGAAAUAUGAAACUAUCUCGUUUUAUAGAUCCCAAAAAACCUAUUCAUCAGUUAGUAAAC
Durio zibethinus is the source of this 1166-nucleotide messenger RNA. Its product is annotated as FCS-Like Zinc finger 13-like. NCBI's taxonomy places the organism in Eukaryota, Viridiplantae, Streptophyta, Magnoliopsida, Malvales, Malvaceae. The record is from RefSeq and is a predicted model, not a curated record.